Exaiptasia diaphana is the source of this 1962-nucleotide messenger RNA. Its product is annotated as U1 small nuclear ribonucleoprotein A. Bases 144 to 1139 code for a protein of 331 amino acids. The transcript is spliced from 13 exons. Gene Ontology annotation, molecular function: mRNA binding. NCBI's taxonomy places the organism in Eukaryota, Metazoa, Cnidaria, Anthozoa, Actiniaria, Aiptasiidae. The record is from RefSeq and is a predicted model, not a curated record.
UGUUUCAUGAAUCGCAGCUGUCCAUAAUGAAACUACAGUGAAUACAGCCGAAGUUUGGCAUGAAGUUCAGAGAACUCCUGAACAGCACCUAUCACACAAAGCACUGAUCUAAACACGCUAAGACACAGAACUUAACUAAGAUAAUGACAGAAAUCGAAAAUAAUUCCAACGACACAAAAGUCAACUCUAGCGAAGAAGAGGUAAGAACACUGUUCGUUAGCGGUCURCCUAUAGAUGUCAAGCCCAGAGAGGUUUACUUACUAUUCCGUGGUUAUAAGGGUUAUGAAGGAUCUUUAUUAAAACUAACAGACAAACAGGGCAAAACUUCUCCGGUUGCGUUUGUAACGUUCGAGGAAAAAUCUAACGCUGAAGAAGCAAAAGAAGAAUUACAGGGCGUCCGUUUCGAUCCCGACGUUGCACAGACUCUUAGACUAGAGUUUGCUAAAUCCAAUACUAAAGGCAGCAAACCAACCAAUAAACAAGCUGUGCUGACAACUGGGAUACCUUACAGAGAGCCUAUAAUGACCCCUGAUUAUAUUGGGACUAGUUUUUUUCCUGUACACGAGCCAAGCCUUGGAUAUCAGGCUCCAUUGAUCAACGACCUAAUGACCGCUGCAGUAGCGCAGGCUCAAGUUGCGCAGCACAACUUUGCCCACCACCCCACUGCACUUCAACUUCAGCAUCACCCAGGUUUCGCAUCAAUACCCUCACCCCUACCCUCUCCUCUACAUUCCCCCCUACCCCCARCAGCACCCAAUCCAGCCUUACAGCACAUGGCAGCAGCCGCAAUAGCAGCAGGAAACCCUCCUUGCAGCACACUCUUCGUCGCUAACCUUGGUAAAAACUGCACAGAGUCGGAGCUCAACAACUUAUUUGGAAGGCUCCCAGGAUUUCGUAGACUUAAAAUGCACAAUAAAGGCAACUCACCCGUCUGUUUUAUUGAAUUUCAAAAUGAAAUACUGGCUACACAAGCAAUGCAAUACUUUCAAGGCUACAUUCCGCCAUCUUCCGAAAAGGGAGGUAUAAGAAUUGAAUUUGCCAAGACAAAAAUGGGAGAGGGGUCAGCUGGUUUGUCUCCUCAACGUAAUGAUGGCCCAUUCUUUUUACAGCCGUUACAACAAGGAAUUGCCUAUCAAUAACAAUUACGAUUAUGGAAUGCUGAAAUUAUUGAACAAAUGUCCAAGAACAAUUAUACAAAUAUGAGGAAUUCACAAUUCAUUCAAUUUUCUAAAAAUGAUAUUAAUGCAUGAACAAACAAUGACACUCUUAGGCUCCAGUCUCUAACGUUCCCUUCAGUCCGAGAAUUACUGAGCAGAGGGUGAAAGGAACGUCAGCCAUUGUCAAACGUACCUUUUUACAAACCAUAUUUGGUAAUCAAAAAAAAAUGAACCACAUAAAUCACAUUUUUGCGAUGCGCUCACCAUAUCCGCCAUUUUUUUACUUCUUACAUAACUAAAAUAUAAGGGGCAGGCACUGCUUGCUAUAGAAGAAUUUAUAAUAAGACUAGAUAAUGACCAGACAUGAGAAACCAAGUCUGCAGGCGACUUCUCGACACGUUUUCUUUAUAUUGACGCUGGGUUUCCUGUUUCACGUAACCGAGAGGGACUAGGAUUAUAUGAAAAAUUAGCAAGGUCYAAGUCUCACUCGGACGUAAGAGUAACAAGGAAUCCCAGAGGGUCCAAAAGAAUGGUAGUCUGUUAACAGUGGUCAAUGUAUGGUGAUUGUUUAUAAAUUUUGUACACUUUAUAGAUUGAAUAUCGAUAUAAGUGUAUAGAGAGCUGUCCAUUGUUGAACAGCCAAAUUCUUUUAACUUAUUUCAAUUUUUAUCAUACACUUAAAAGUGGUAGUUUUGAAUUUAGAUAGUUUUAAGUGUCAGCCAAACUUCAGAUGCCACUUUUGUAAAAGUAUUUAUACUUCAAAUGAAUGAAUGGAAAUAAAAUUGAAAAUAUAAUGAAAUUCAAA